Zea mays is the source of this 5777-nucleotide messenger RNA. RefSeq lists its product as uncharacterized. Gene Ontology annotation, cellular component: nucleus. The coding region runs from base 522 to 5255 and encodes 1577 amino acids. NCBI's taxonomy places the organism in Eukaryota, Viridiplantae, Streptophyta, Magnoliopsida, Poales, Poaceae. The transcript is spliced from 13 exons. Gene Ontology annotation, biological process: regulation of circadian rhythm. The record is from RefSeq and is a predicted model, not a curated record.
GCGUCAGUGUGGGCCCGGUAAGGAUCCGACGGUGGCGGGCCGCGCUACGGUGGCGCCCUCGUCGCCGGCGCUGUCGGAUGCAGGAUCGGUAGGCGCGCGGAUCUGGACCGUCCGAUGCGGGGGUGCGCAGCGACAAAAAGAAGAUGAGGCGAGGCGGGCGCCUAGAAAGGGAACCCGACGGGGAGGGAAACGGCCAGACGACGCUCAGACCAAAGAGCGAGAAGGGGGCAAGCGGCACGCUGCCGGAAAAGAGAGGCUGGCGUGGUGAAGGGCAGGGCGGAGCCUUGCACCGCAGAAGAGAAGCGAGGGGAGCGCCAAGCAGUAGUAGAAAGAGAGAUAGGGAGGAAGAGCGACGAGAGCCGAGGAGCUCUCCUCCGCCUAAUCCUUGGCCGCGCUGCUAGAUUCGCCAGAAUUACCGAGGCGCUGCACCCCGGAUCUACAGGGCGGCGGCGGCGCUCGUCGGAAUCCGGCGAGGCGGCGGUGAUUUGCCGGGGAUCGGCGCCGCAUGUCUCAGAUCUGAGAUGGACAGGAUCCGGGACGGCAGGAGGAGCGGGGUGUCCGGCGGAGCCGGGCCGCCGCCUCCGAGAAGGCGCCUCAGGAGCAACGGCGGAGGGGGCCCCAGAGACUCGCCGCGCUCCGAGCGCCGACGUGGCGAGCGCCUCAUGCUCAACGGCGGCGGCGCCGGCGCCGGGAGGGACGACGCCGACGACACCUCCGACGACAGCCUCGGCGACGACGACGAAGACGCCGAGGAGGAGCUCGCGCCGCGGUACCAGCAGCAGCGGCGGUCGCCGAGCACGGCGCCGCCACCGCCCUCGCCGCCGCAGCCCGGCGGUGGCCACCACCACAGCAGUAGUAGCAGCGGCGGCGGCGGUUACCACAACCACCACCACGGCCAGCAGCAUCAGAUACAGCGGAAGGGCGGCGUCUCACAUCCGAAAAGCCCCAUGGUGGUCAAGGCUGUUGACGAGAUGAUCGGCGUGCCUGUCCCGAGGAAAGCCCGCUCUGCUUCUACGAAACGCUCUUCGCACGAGUGGCCUGUCCCCGGCGGUGGAACCAGUGGAGGCAGCUCCGGCGUAGGAGAUGGCUCGCAGAUCCAACGACCUUCGUCACGGCCGAUCUCUCCGGCGCCUGCCUCUACUGCCGCUCCUCGGAAGAAGCUUAAAACAUUGGGUGGCGGUGUGAGCAGCGGUGGUCUGGGACCAGCGCCGAAGCAGCGACCGUCGAUGUCCCCAGCGCCUUCAACAACCCCGCCACAACCGCCGCCGUCGAAGAUUUCGAAGUCUCCAUCUUUUAUCCAAGAGGAGAUUGAGGUCGCUGAGGUGCUGUUCGGGCUCACCAGGCAGUUCCCAUGCCCGCAAAAGCAGGAGAGCAACCACAAACUCGAGCCUAGGGACGCGCCCGAGGCCAAGUCUGGGAACUCUUCGCCGGCCCCCUCGUCUUCUGGCGUCCGACCGUCGGAUUCCACCUCCCUUUCCACCAUAGCUCCAAAGAGGAAGAGACCACGGCUGGUAAAUUACGACGAAGAUAGCCGUCCGGCGAGACCAGAGUUGGCAGAGCCGUCAUCAAACCCGGAGUCACCUCCUGUGGCAAGAUCAGAAGCGAAGACAACAGCAACAUCGGCAGCAGCAGAAAGCGGCACCAGCACCACCCCUGCGGCUGCCCAACCUGAGACUUCACGAGAGUCAGAGAAGGCGGAGGACCGUGGUAGAAACAGAGACUCAGAGCUCCGGCCCAACGAAUCAGAUCGGCGAGAUCACAGGUUGGAGAGCCAGGCUGUGCCGCCGUCGCCGUUGCCGUUGCCGUUGCCAGAGCCUCCAGUCAAGCCGGAUGCUGAAGCAAAGCCGGUGGGCUCCGAGGCCAGGAACGGCGAAGCUACUGCCACGACAAAGAUUGAGCUGGCAUCGGAUGGCGCUCGGCAUGACAAGAGGUUUUCCAUUGAUCUCAUGGCUCCCCCUCCUGGGAAGCUAUCUGAUGAUAUAGAUGGCUCCUCCGACCCUGAUGCAGAUAAGAAGGGAUUGGAUUCUGAGAUGGACAUGUUGGGGAGAGGAAAUUCGGAAAAGAAGGCUAGUGAAAGGACUCGGAGAGGACUGGAUAUUGAUUUGGAGGACCAGAAGGUGCGAAGAAUUCCAGUCGAUGAGUUCGCGCCGAAGAAGCUCACACUGCAGUUGGAUUUGGAGAAGCCCAGUCUCGGUGAUGAAAAGUCGCCAUCAGAGAGACGGCAGCCGCAGCCGCAGCCACAACAAUUGCAGCAGCAGAAGCCCUCAAAGGCUGAGAUAAAGCACGAGAAAUCUGCUAUGCCUGCUGCUGUUACACCACCUAUGCCUAUACCUGUUGGAGGCUGGCUUGGGAAUUUCCCACCGUUUGGUUAUCUCAGUCCAGUCCCAGGCCUAUCAGCAGCUGGUCUUCAUCAUCCCAUGGACGUGAAACCAGGGUCAUCUAGUGGAUUACAUCAUUCUGCAUUGCUUCCACCGCCAACACGCUCAAAGAGAUGUGCUACACAUUGCUACAUUGCACAAUUUAUCCAGCACCAGCAGCGAGUUGCAAAGAUGAACUCUUUCUGGCCGCCAACUGCUGCUGCUGCAGCCGCCGCCGCCGCCAAUAGACCACCGGGGCCAUUCUUUGGUGCAAGGCCAUUCAGCAUGGGUGUUGUGCCACCCACGGAUGCCGCCUCUAUGCUUGUGAACCCAAUGCAGGGAAGCUACCCUGUUAGGGCGCACACUCCGAUGCAAGAAGCAAAGGCUCCUAUGGCUACAUCACCAUUCCAGGGGAGUCUCUCGAAGGACAAAACACUAGGCAAUGCUGCUGGUGCUGAAUCAAGCCAGAGGAAACAACCACCUUCUCAUGAAACACUGCAGUCCACUCCCUUGCCAAACAUGCUGCAAGCCCCGGCAUUCAUCUUUCCAUUCAAUCAGCAGCAUGCUAUGGUGGCAGCUGCAAAUGCUGCCAACCGAGCAGGGGAUGCAAAAUCAUCUGGUGCCGGCAAUACAUUGCCGCCAUCUGCCAGUGCUCACACUUUGGCAACAAACUCUGGUGCCGCGGCCAUGAACUUGAGCUUUGCCAACAUGCAACCGGCUGAUGCCCAGUUUUUGGCAAUCUUACAGAAUGGAUACCCGUUCCAGGUUGCUGCCCAUCCUGGAGGGCCUCCAUAUCGAGGCAUGGCAUCGCCAGGCCCAGCUGUUCCAUUCUUCAAUGGUCAUGUGUAUUCCUCCCCCAUGCUGCACCCAUCACAGCAGCAAGGUGCGCAGUCACAAAGUCAUCAGAAGACCCAAAUGCCAAACUUGCCCAGUUCAUCACAGAAGCAUCAGCCACAACAGUCCCAAGGCCUGUUGGGAUACGCACCAAAUACUAAUGCAGCAGCAGCUGCUAGUAAUUCACAGAAUUAUUCAAGUGGCAAUCAGCGCCCUGUCCUGCUACCUGGCCUUGUGCACCGACAGGAGAGUGACAAAACUGGACAAGAUUGUCCAUCUAGUGAUGACAAGCCAUCUCACUCCCAGAAGAGUGGGUAUGAACACAAUUUUGCCGUUCCAGUCCAUCUACCGAAUUUUGCAAUGAUGCCAGCCGCUCAACCUGCUGUCAGUCAGAGUGAGAAGAAGUUAAGUGACCACCAGCACCACCAGCAACAGCAGCAGCCACAAGUCAGCCGAGGCCAGGGUGUGAGGAUUGAUCUUGCCUCUUCUCAGCCUUUUGUGAUGCCCUUUGGCUCCAUUGGUCCUCCUGGAUCUACCCCAAGUGGUCUUGACUUUUCGGCAUUGGCGCAGAACCAUGCAGUUUUCCAGAGCCAUCAAGAUGCAGCAAGGCAUGGUUAUCCCCAGCUUAAUUUUGCUGCAGCUCAACCUGUGCAAUCCACGCAGCAGAAGCCCCAGCACCAAAUGACUGGAGAAACAAAAACUGUUGCGGGGGAUUCAUCCUCGACUCCCAUUGCUGGAGACAGUGAGAGAAAGAAAUCAACUUCUCACAAGUAUUCUAGUGAUUCACAACAGCAUUCGCUGUCCUUCACCAGGACGGAAAGCAAGAAUUAUGUGCCUCCUUUCCUUACUGGCAACACAAAUGAAACUUCGUCCCGCACCCUGAGCCUUAUCGGAACAGAAUCUUCAAAUGCAUUCAUGGGAAGCAAACCCACAAAUUCCAACACCCCUGCCUCUACCGCCGCUGCAGCUUCGGCCAGCAUUUCUCAGCAGCAGCAGCAGCACCUUCAGAUGCAAGCGCAACAAAAGCACCAGCAGCAUCAGCAGCUAAUUCAGCAUCACCAUCUGAAUCGGCCCAGAUCUGCUGCACCAAGUACACAGAACAGUGCAGGUGGGUACCAAGACCGUAUAAACAUGGCUAAUUUUCAGAAUAUGAUGUACCCAUCAAGUGCUGCCCAAGGGAGAGUUCAAUCCCCCCAGUUGAAGGCAUCCUCAGGGAGAGGGACACCUUCAUCUACUGCUACGACUACCCCUGCCGCCACACCCCCUAAUUUGAUUAUGAUGAAGAACAGUAGCCUCCACCAGCAACAAGCAAAAGUCCCUAUGCAGGCUCUCUACACUCCUGGUCACCAAUCACAGACUUCCUUAAGUUCAUCAAAGGUAGGACCUUCUCUAACAAACCUUUCUACCGGAGGAGGGGAUCUAUCUCGAUCUUCAAACGCCCCUGUUGCUUCUGGUUCACCAUCCAAUUCGGUGUCCAAAAGUACCGGUGGCAGCCCACCCGCCACAGGAAAUGCAAAGGGUGUUCAGCAGCCUGUCCAACUGCCAUCACCACAGCAGCAGUCAGCCAAGAACUCCGCGUCGACGUCUGGCUCCAGGACUACUCCCACGAAUCAUUUCAGUAUGGCCAUGCCAUCCAUCCUUGGCCAGCAGCCUAAUGCAUCGCCUGGUUCCAAUCCUGGGAGCAAGCAGCACUCACAUACGCAGCCAGCAUCGAUGAAACAGCAGCCAUUCCCGCAAGGCCAUUUCUUCAUAUCCAACACCUACGCUCCUCCGGCUCCGGGAGCCGGAGGUGCUGCUGCCCUAGGCCUCUACCAGAAGCGACCAGGCGACAAGACGCAGCAGCAGCAGCAGCAGCAGGCAUCGCACCAGCAGAGCGCCAUGUCAGCUGCCGGCGGCAAUAACGUGAAAGCACUCCAUCCUUCAUCCGGCGGGUUUAUGCAUCUCGCAGCCCAGUCUGCAGGUGGCAUGGCGCACACCCACGUGUCGGCGGGGCAACUGACUUUCGGAACAAUGCCGACGCCUUUAAAACCGUCAAGCGACCAGAAGCCUGCUGCCGGAAAAUAAACAGUCCAGACGACCAUGCAUCGGAGUGGUAAACCUGAACUGGUUUUUGCCUGUUCAGCGGAAGCCCAAAUGGCAGAAUCGCAACAACAGUAGCAGCGGCAGCUCAAAAGAACCCGCAUGGAAGCUCAAAUGGCCCGCUUGGUUGCUGGUGAUGAGGAAGGAAGGAGGGGUGCCGUGCACCAGUUCGUUCCGAGCAAGAAGCAGAUGUCUCGUUAACUUAAAACAGAGUAUUCAGAUUCCGGAAUGGUUGAUGGGGGAGUGGUACUUCUUUUGUGUAGUUGGGGCUGGUUAUCCUCCCAUGGUGUAAAGGCCGCGGAGGAGGAGGUGCAUAGAAUUUGUCUCUUAGCCCGUUUUUUAUUUUAUGCAUGGAUGGAUGGCCCAAAAGCUGGUUUCUCCCCCUCUCUCUUUCUUGUAGCUUUGCUGUUUCCGUUUUCCCCCCUUUCUUUCUUUUGGGUGGUUCUAAGCUUUAACUAACUGGAGGAAGAAAGAUUCAGUUAGAACGCAGAUCAGGUGACUUCGUUA